GGGAGAUCAUUAGAAAGUAGUAAUAUGGGGGCCUCUGCCUCAAAAGUAGAAGAGGAUCAGGCCCUGCAGUUAUGUCGCGAAAGGAAGAAAUAUGUUCGUCAGGCACUUGAUGGAAGAUGCUUACUGGCUGCUGCUCAUGUUGCAUAUAUUGAGACACUGAAAAGUUCAGGCACUGCUCUUAGGAAGUUUGUUGAACUUGAAGCUCCAGUUGAGUCUUCCCUUUACACUUCAACUAAUGCUACACCAGAGCCCCUUGCUUUAGCCGAAAAGUCUCUUUACCAGUUUUCAUAUUCUCCUCCGUCUUUCUCACAACGUGUUGAUGCAACUGAAACCUUUUCUCCAUCACCUUCUCCUCCCACUUCCAGUCAUUUUCAGGUGAACCGCAUGAGGUUUGGGGUUACAUCUUCGAGAAAAGUCAAAGAGAAACCCCCUGUUCCUAAUAUCAGAUUGGUAACCUCAUCAAGUACUCCACAGAAUACCACCCCUUGUUCCACUGAAAAACCAGAAUCAUCACCAUUUGAUACUUCUUCGCCGCCAAGAACUCCAGAAUGGGAUUUCUUUGGCCUUUCGCAUCCAAUUGACCGUCAGUUGUCUUUUCAAGAAGGGAAGGAAUUGAACCAAGGUCCAGGAACCAUCGACGAUUUUAGACGACAUAGGGAAGAGGAACUUCUUCCAAAGCUGGAAGAUGAAGAGGGGGCUUCUUUACAUGAAAGAGAAGAAACUCAGGGUUCAGAUGAUGAAUUUGACGAUGAGCCUCCUGCAGAUACUCUGGUUCGAAGUUUUGAAAACCUGAACAGAGUAAAUGACAAUAAAAUAGCCAAUGUACCAUCAGAUAUCCCAUCUGUUGGUAGUGUAGCUUCAGAAACUGAUUUUGUCAGUAGGGAAAAAAACAGUUCUCCUGAUUUGUCUCCAUUACAAGGGACACCCCGCGGCUUUUCUGUUCCAACUGAAAUAAAGAGAACUCCUGUCAAAGAAGAGGCUUCUGAAAACGAGGUUGCCCCUAAAGAUUUCUUUUCUGUCAUGAAAGAUAUUGAGUUUCUCUUUGUAAAAGCUUCUGACUCUGGGAAAGAGGUUCCUAGGAUGCUUGAAGCUAAUAAGUUGCAUUUCCGUCCUAUUUUUCCUGGAAAAGGUCAGAUCCAGACAUCAUAUCUUUCUCACUCACAUAUGCAUGUCCAUCAUCACACACACACUGUAAAUCUUGUGUAUGUUUGGUGUCUCAUCAGGGCUGGAAGUUAUGCAUUUCCAUUGAAGGGUCUUCAUAAUUGGUUAUCUUAUAUGAAUUUGUUGAAAGCUAUAGGUAACAGGACUUUCUACCAUUUUAGGUCGAUCGACGGCAUCUUCAGAGCAUUCUUCUCUUGUGGAGAAGAUCAAAGCCAAGUUAAAGAAGAGCUUCCUCAAAGUGAUGUGAAGUACUUGGCUUGGCAUAGGACAACGUCAUCUCAAUCAUCUUCAUCCAGAAAUCCUCUGGAAUUAAAUUCAAAGGAUGAUAUUGAGGACCUUAACAACAAUCUUUUCUAUAAUGGCUGCAUGAUUUCAGGCAGUCAUGCCUCAACCUUGGAUAGACUAUAUGUGUGGGAGAGGAAGCUAUAUGAUGAAGUCAAGGCCAGCGAGACAGUCCGUAGUGAGUAUGACUUGAAGUGUAAAUUCUUAAGACAGCUGGAGUCAAGGGCAGAGAGUUCAAGCAAAAUUGACAAGACUCGAGCUGUUGUCAAGGAUUUGCACUCAAGAAUUAGAGUUGCAAUUCAAAGAAUUCACUCAAUAUCUAAAAGGAUUGAGGAUUUACGUGACAAUGAGCUGCAGCCACAACUUGAGGAGUUGAUAGAAGGGUUGAGUCGAAUGUGGGAAGUAAUGUCUGAAUGCCAUAGGCGUCAGUUUCAAAUUAUCUCAGUUGCAUACAAGAAUGGCACCAUGAAAAUCUCUUCACUGUCCGAAUCACAUCGGCCUAUUACCGCUCAUCUUGAACAUGAACUAAGCUCUCUGUUUUCGAGUUUCACAAAGUGGAUCGGUGCCCUGAAAGCUUAUCUGAAAACCAUAAACAGUUGGCUCGGGAAAUGUGUUUCUAUUCCACCAAAAUUGAAGAGAUCAAAGAGAAAAAACUUCAAAACCGAACUUCUGAGAGCACGCGGCCCUCCAAUAUACAAAACAUGUGGUUCUUGGUAUGACAAGCUUGAUUCAUUGGAGCCUUCUAUUAAGCAAGUCUCUGACUCCAUCAAACUAUUGGCAGCCGAUACGUCUGGCUUUUUGCCACACCAAGAAAAGAACGAAGGGAAGAAUGCUGAUCGUCCAUAUGCACCCCCAGGGAACAAUGACAACAGUGAUUCUGCUAUCAAUAUGUCGAGAGAGGAUGAUGUAAAAGAGAACACGGAAAUUAGUGAUUCUACGUAUAAUAUGUUCCGAGACGAUGCUUUGAAGGAUUCGUUUGGGACGAGCCUAGUUUUCUUUAUUGGUCAAUUGAAGAGUUUUGCCGAAGCAUCUGUGAAGAUGUAUGCAGAACUUGACAGGGAAAUUCGACAAGCCAAGCAUUAUUAUGAAUUGUAUGUCAAAGGAGCCGAGGUCGGAAAUGAAGAAAACAAUGUUCAGAGCAACGAUCAGAGCGAUAACUAAAGCGGCAACCAAACCAGUGAUCAAUUGAAGGAUCAACUGAAGCCAAGAGUAAACCUAUGAAUUCUGGAAAAGAAAGUUGAGCAUUCAUGACAUUGUUUUUAAGAGAGAUAUCAGACGUGAGGCAUUUACAUAAAAUGGCAGCAUUUUGAUAUUGGAGAUGGGAAUAAAAGGGUAUGUGAUAUAUAUCCUUGUGUCUACAUUAAGUCAAUAAAGAAAUGAUUUUGUAAAAGUGACCCCCAAAAAUGGGGUGAUAACAAAUUUA
Hibiscus syriacus is the source of this 2866-nucleotide messenger RNA. Its product is annotated as protein ROLLING AND ERECT LEAF 2-like. NCBI's taxonomy places the organism in Eukaryota, Viridiplantae, Streptophyta, Magnoliopsida, Malvales, Malvaceae. Bases 25 to 2604 code for a protein of 859 amino acids. The transcript has 5 exons. The record is from RefSeq and is a predicted model, not a curated record.